CGAAUGAGACGGACCCGUUCAAGAUGUCAGUUGAGAAGGAGAAGGAGAGCACGAGUGUGAAUGACAGUGAGGGCAACGACAAACUACGCAUGAUUAAAGGUGGUGCUUUUCUCACUACAGUGGCGACUGCUGGCAUGAUUGCAGGGUUUGGUUCCACCCUUGCUAUGGCUAAGAAGAAGAGUCCUGAAUGGUUCAAUAAGGGUAUAGUAGGCACGGCUGCGGUACCAGAAAGUGGUGCGUCAUUAGCGUUGCGGGCUCUGAGCUGGGGUUCACUCUAUGCCUGGUGUGGAGUUGGCAUUCUCAGCCUCACCAUUUGGAAGGCCAUGGGGGUCCACAGUCUGAAGGAAUUUCGUCAGAAAAUGCAAUCCAUUUUCCCCGCCAUCCCCAAAAAUGAAGAGGCUCAAGAGAUCUCGCCUCCAUUCGACUGGGAUUCCAUCUUCAAGUCAAAAUGAAUUAAAGAUAAUCAUGGAGAACACACAGACUUAACUGACUUUUUGGCAUUAAUUGAUAUCAGAUGGUCAGUCCAUGUCAAGUGUGAGGGUACAGGUCAAUUCAAUCAGCCAUUUUUGACCCUGCAAAUUGGAUUGAGUAUGAGGUCAUGACGCUGGAGAAUGCCUCACUGAAGGCCGGGGGAUUUGAACUUGAUUGUGUGACUUCAUCUCGAAGAAGUGCCACACACAAACCUCGAACCAAGAGACUUUUCCAUCCAUUACUCAAAGCCUAUUGCAGUCACAAGUGUGGCAUUGUUUCAGUUUGUGUAUGUCAACUGUUGUAUAGUAUAAUAUAAAAAUAAUAUGGACACCCUUCUAAUUAUCGGGUUUGGCUAUUCUAGUAAUUCCAGUGAAAACAAAUCCUAAUACUGCGAAACAGUGACAUUCUAAAACAUUUGUGCUUCCAACUUUGUUGCAACAGUUUGUGGAGGGCCUUUUUCUGCUCCAGCAGGACAAUGCCCCGUCAUCAAAGCAAGGUGCGUAAAAAAAUGGUUUACUGAGUCUGAUGUGAAGGAAAAUGACUGACCUGCUGAAAGCCCGGACCUGAACUCUGUUGAACACCUUUGGGAUGAAUUGGAAUGGCAACAGCGAGUCAGAUCCCAUCAUCCAACCUCAACUCAGAUCAUUUCUUUAUGUACCUCGCUUAAAGGCCCUCGCCAAACUUGAAAGCACACAGUUCACUAGAAUGUCCUUGUAUUGUGUUGCAUUAAAAUUGGCUUUCGCAAAAUAACUUAAUAGCCAAACACGUUAACUAGUAGUGGGUGUCCGCAUACACUGUAUGGCCAAAAGUAUCUCGAUUAUUAGUUUUAUUUUAUUCACACUUGCCAGGUCAAAAUGCAUGUAGACAGGACAGUCCAGUGCAGCCCUUAUUUUUGGAACAUUUGUGUGGGCCUAACAAUAUUACUGUCCUUUUGUAUGGUGGUGCUUAUACUUCAAAUGAAUCAAACUAAAACUGUGCUAAAUUGGCAUCAUGUGGUUUGGAGGUAACAAUAAAAGCAUUUUGUAAUGCAUUUUUUUUUUUUUUUUUUUUGAAAGUUGUAUACAAGCUGUCUGAAAAGUACAAUUUCGUAGAAAAGAGGGAUAAAGAGCAAAGACAUUUUUUGCUGGGCCCUGCAGCAACCCAUGAAAAGCUAUUAAAAUGGCAGUACUCCCCAGAGUUCACCAAUGUGUGUGUGCUUGUGAUGUUUUCUGCACAUUUAAAACACGUAAUCUGGUUAAUCUGAUGUUGUGCUCAUAUUGAUGUGACAGCUGCAGCACAGAGCCCUAGGUAGACUGGCAAAAAUUGUACCCAUCAACCUUAACUGCCAGUGAAUGAAUUUUUUCUUCACUUGCUUUAUUAAUAUUAUAAUAUUGAGGAUACAUACAGCUGGUUUCAAAGGUGUUAAAACCACACUGGAAAUCUGAGAUCAAAAAUCAGAUUAAACCUUGAAGAAAAGUUGUAUAUCUUUGAAAGAUGUAAAACAAAGUUUCCAAUCAAAUUAUGCCGAUAAUAUGAUUUGUAAUGAAAAGGUUUUUAUUAAAUUAUAAAAAUGCUAAAUAAAAGCCUUUUCACAAGUGGUCUCAGAUUUUGGAAACCUCAUUUAUGUAUGAGCUAAAAGGGAUAGUUCACCCCAAAAUAUAAAUUCUCCCAUUUAUUAUGGCCAUCCCAGAUGUGUAUGACUUUCUUUCUUCUACAGAACACAAAUGAAGAUUCUUUCUAGAAGAAUAUCUCAGCUCUGUAGGUCCAUACAAAGCAAGUGAAUUGUGAGCAGGCCUUUGAAGGUCCAAAAUGCAGAUAAAGUCAGCAUAAACGUAAUCCAUCAGACUCCAGUAGUUUAACCUCAUGCUACCUCGUGUCCACAUGAGUGGAUGUUGUAUUUUUGCUUCACUAUAUGCAAUGCAUAAUUUAAAUUAAUUUAAACCGACAGAAUACUGCUCACAAGACCCUGUACUGUCAUUUAAGGGUUAAACUUCUGCUGCACCAAGACACGUGACACAACAGCAUGGCGUCGAUUUCUUUGAAGCACUUUUACGGGCGCAGACCCAACAAAAGUGCCUCUGGUAAGAGACCUCUACGUUUUUUCAUUGAAACCUGUUUGGUUGUAAAGAGUAGUGUAUCUAGUUUCGUUUGAUAUGUCGCUUUAAAAAAUUAAAUUUUUCUUCAUUUUAAUAUAAAAAUGUUUAUUUUAUUUUCUAUUCAUUAACAUUAUUAAAUGCAUUCCUACAUUUACUGUGCAUUUUUACAUUGAGAAUCAAUGGGUUCAUUUAAAAGCUGAAACAUUUUGCUUUCAGAGGCUUUAUAUUGAGUUAGGAUGGAAAUAAGGUGCAUUUUGACAUUUUCUGAAACCAAAGCAGACAGACAGCACACUGGAGGUUAAGUCAUUCACUAAAUAGGGAGCAUCCUAUAGCUCUCUAUGCAGCUAAAUGCAUUCAAUCCUAAAAUUCGACCAAAAGUUCAAUUUCAGGCUGCAGAUGAUGUUUAGACCACUCAACAUGUUUGGCAGACAUGGAACACAAUGGUAAGCAGUACAUAGAUUCAGAAUUUAUGAUGUAUAAUUUUUUUAAGCAUGGUUGGCAGUGAUGGGAUGAUGCUGGCCAUUACUUUGAAUCAGAAUAAAUUAUGCUAAUUUCUGAUGUAA
This is a messenger RNA of Myxocyprinus asiaticus (Chinese sucker), 3109 nucleotides long. RefSeq names its product transmembrane protein 242-like. The record is from RefSeq and is a predicted model, not a curated record. Bases 24 to 452 code for a protein of 142 amino acids. NCBI's taxonomy places the organism in Eukaryota, Metazoa, Chordata, Actinopteri, Cypriniformes, Catostomidae. The transcript is spliced from 4 exons.